UGUCUCUGUGGUCGGCCAGCGUUGGGGUCACAGCUUUUGUGGUUCGGCUUCGGCCGCUGGGUGAGAGCUCGCUGGAGGACCCCCAAAGGGAAACCUAAAGUCGGGCAACAUGGACGUUCUGAAGUCGGAGAUCCUCCGGAAGCGGCAGCUGGUGGAGGACCGGAACCUGUUGGUGGAAAAUAAAAAAUACUUCAAGCGUAGUGAACUUGCAAAAAAAGAAGAGGAAGCAUAUUUUGAAAGAUGUGGCUACAAGCCUAUAAAUGAGAAGCCAUCUGGAGAGAUACAGACAAAAGAGGAGGACCAGAAACCAUUAACUUCAUCAAAUCCAGUAUUAGAACUUGAACUGGCAGAGGAAAAGUUACCCAUGACUCUUUCUAGGCAAGAGGUUAUCAGAAGAUUAAGAGAAAGAGGAGAACCAAUUAGACUAUUUGGAGAAACUGAUUAUGAUGCUUUUCAACGUUUAAGAAAAAUAGAGAUCCUCACACCAGAAGUUAACAAGGGAUUGAGAAAUGAUCUGAAAGCAGCUUUGGAUAAGAUUGAUCAGCAGUACCUCAAUGAACUUGUGGGCGGUCAGGAACCUGGAGAGGAAGACACACAGAAUGAUUUGAAAGUUCAUGAAGAAAACACCACAAUAGAAGAAUUAGAGGCUUUGGGAGAAUCUUUAGGAAAAGGUGAUGAUCAUAAAGACAUGGACAUCAUUACCAAAUUCCUUAAGUUCCUCCUUGGUGUUUGGGCUAAAGAAUUGAAUGCCAGAGAAGACUAUGUGAAGCGCAGUGUGCAGGGCAAACUGAACAGUGCUACACAGAAACAGACUGAGUCCUAUCUCAGACCCCUUUUCAGAAAGCUGCGGAAAAGGAAUCUUCCUGCUGAUAUUAAAGAAUCCAUAACAGAUAUUAUUAAGUUCAUGCUGCAGAGAGAGUAUGUGAAGGCUAAUGAUGCUUAUCUUCAGAUGGCCAUUGGAAAUGCCCCUUGGCCCAUUGGUGUCACCAUGGUUGGUAUCCAUGCCAGAACUGGUAGAGAAAAGAUUUUCUCCAAGCAUGUUGCACAUGUUUUAAAUGAUGAAACACAGAGGAAAUAUAUUCAGGGACUGAAGAGGUUAAUGACCAUUUGUCAGAAGCACUUUCCUACUGAUCCCUCAAAAUGUGUGGAGUACAAUGCACUCUGAGAUCUGUGUACGAUGUGCAGAUGACAAGGAGAGACUUAAGGGAGCAUGGUUCGGACUCCUGGAACACCAGCAGGAACAAGGGAGGAAGAAAAAUGGAUUUCCUCAACUCUGGGUUCUACCUAAUGCAGCUCUUGGUUUUAAGAAGUGUCUUGGCACUCAUACCACAUCUGACUGCAAAGUGAUUUCUGUCUUGCUGACAUUUUAAAUAGUUGAAAAAUUAAGUUCAAGAAGACUUUCCCCCUAAUUUAAAUGUGCAGACAGCGGUCACAGAAGGGGCUUUAAAAUGACUCCUUUUCCUCUAGACCUGAAAGUUGCAGUUUGAUGAUUGAAAAGGUACAUAUGAUGGUGGACUUAAUUGUUUCUGUAAAAUAUGGCAAUUUUCACAUCAUCCUUUAUGUCAUAUUUUCAGAAAGUAUUUUCAUAUAUUUCAACAAAAAUAUGGAACCAUUUAACAAAACUUCACAAUCCUUAAAUGUUGCUGAAAGUUAAAUGUUGCCGAUUUACAUGGUGGGGCCGCCGGACCUCAGCGACGCCUCAGCGGACCUCAGUGGCCACGGUGGUGGCUGCUCUGGACCUCAGCGGCAUUGUUGUCCAGGUGGCAGGUGCUCUGGACCUCAGCGGUGUCGUGGUCGAGGUGGUGGACCUCCGUGGCAGCUUGGUCAUGGUGGUGGGUGGUCUGAACCUCAGCGUCAUGGUGGUCCUGGUGGUGAGGGCUCCAGAUUGCAAUGUCACUGUGGUACCUGCUCUUCACCAGCCUCUCAGGUGGACUCCCACACCAGCUCAACACAGGAAUAGUCAAUCUCAAACUCCUCUCCAACUGCUCGCACAAUUCUGUCUCCUCUCUUUCCUCCUCACUCCUUACUCUCCAACAGCUCACAAAGCGGGAUGCUGGCCUUCUUUUAGCCAAGUAUCUGUGGUAACCGAGGGAAGGGGCGGAGCCUGUGAGCUCAUAAGAGGGACUUUGACCCCAACAUGUCUACUGUUGGGAACAUUUAAAAAAAAAAAUUCGAGGUUCCUAUGUUUGUCUUAGCUCAGUUACCCAUUGACCAUAGGUGGCAUUUUGAGUAUUUGUCACAGUCCUCAGCCUCCCUGGGUCUGGUGGAGGGGACACAUUUCUAUCUAGGGUUAGUACACCUCAAGGUCCAGUGACAGACCUUUGCCGCGCUUGCCUAAUCGCCGACCACGCCCCACGGCCCACGUGGUCAUGUAGUCCUGGCCCUCACAGCACAGGCCAGAGGCGGGGUAAGGCCUAGCACAGUCCCUCUUGGGACCCUCAUCUUGGUUCCAUUGCUCAGUUGUUGUGCACACACCACCUGUCUGCUCUGUACCCUUUUUCCACAGGUUGAUAAACUUGGGAUCCAUUCUGUCAUCAUCCAUCUAGUUUGGCGUGGCUGUUCAUUGCAUUUGUGAAUUUGUGUGUCUGGCUUGGUGAAGUAUUUGCAUUUCUUAGUUUCCAUGAUGCUGACCGUUUUUGUUCAUGGCUUUUGUGAAAGACACCGUUGUCUUCAUUUCUCCUGCACUUUCCUGCAGCUUGCAGAGAGCUUGCUCGUGGCCCUGUGCUCCAGGGUCGGGAUGGGUGAGGACUAGCACCCUGCCACUGCCCUCGUGCCACUCACCACACUCUGUGGGUCCCCACCUGGCUACUGGCUCCGCUGCAGGAUCUCUGACUCUUCCCCGGGCUCUGGACCAGGCCCUGCCCCACUGAGGAGCCCUGUGCCCAUCUGCUGUCUUGGCCAUGACAUGGCCACAAAAAUAAUUUUUAAGAAAUAGUUUAGAAACAGUUCCUCACAUGCAAUUUAAACCAGCCACUGACUAAAUAAUUCCUUUAUAUAUUCUGUUCUCUCAAACUUUUUUGCCCAAAUUCCUAUACACCUUAGCUGAAGGAACGUGCUUUACUUUUCUAAUUAUAAGGGAACUUCAAGAAUCUGCAGGCAACCCAGGUAUAUGCCCUAACUGGAAAUCAGCCUGUAACCUUUCAGCUAUGCGACAUGCGACUAUACUCCAAGCAACUGAGCCACAGUGGCAAGGGCUAUGAUGAUAUUUUUUUAUUUUUUCUUAAAUAUAUAUUUUAUUGAUUAUGCUAUUACAGUUGUCCCAUUUGUUUUUCUCCCCUUUAUUCACCUCCAACCGGCACCCUCCCACUAGCAUUUCCCCCCCCCCUUCCUUAGUUCAUUUCCGUGGGUCAUAUGUAUAAGUUCUUGGGCUUCUCCAUUUCCUAUAUUAUUCUUAAUCUCCCCCUGCCUAUUUUGUACCUACUAUUUAUGCUGCUUAUUCCCUGUACCUUUCCCCUAAUUCUUCUGUUUUACUGUUUGUAGGUUUUGAUCUUCUUUUUCUUAGGUAAGUCUCUAACAUCUCAUAUGAUAAGGGCUUGGUGAUGAUGAACUUAUUUAACUUCACCUUUUCUGGAAAGCACUUUAUCUGCCCUUCCACACUAAAUGAUAGCUUUGCUGGAUAGAGUAAUCUUGGAUGUAGGUCCUUGUCUUUCAUGACUUAAAAUACUACUUUCCAGCCCCUUCUUGCCUGCAUGGUUUCUUUUAAGAAAUCAGCUGAUAGUCUUAUAGGAACUCCUUUGUAGGUAACUCUGCUUCGCUCUUGCUGCUUUUAAGAUUCUCUCAUUUUUAAUCUUGGGUAAUGUAAUUAUGAUGUGCCUUGGUAUGUGCUUCCUUGGGUCCAACUUCUUUGGGACUCUCUGAGCUUCCUGGACCUCCUGGAAGUCUUAUUUCCUUUGCCAUAUUGGGGAAGUUCUCCUUCAUUAUGUUUUCGAAUAAGAUUUCAAUUUCUUUCUCCUCCUCUUCUCCUUCUGGCAUCCCUGUGAUUCGGAUGUUGGAUCGUUUAAAGUUGUCCCAGAGGUUCCUAAGCCUCUUGUUAUUUUUUUUUGAAUUCUUCUUUCUUCAUUCUGUUCUUGUUGAAUAUUUGUCUCCUCCUUCUUCCAAUCAGUGAUUUGAGUUCCGGUUUCCUUCUCUUUACUGUUGGUUCUCUGGAUAUUUUUCAUUUCACUUUGCAUAGCUUUCACUUUUUCCAUUUUGCAACCUUACUCAGCCAAUUCAGUGAGCAUCCAGAUUACCAGUGUCUUGAACUGUGCAUCUGAUAGAUUGGCCGUCUCUUCCUGCUUAGUUCUGUUUUUGGAGCUUUGAUCUGUUCUUACAUUUGGGCCAUAUUUCUUUGUCUCAGCACACUUGUUAGGUUGAAAGGGGCAGAGCCUUAGGUAUU
Messenger RNA from Pteronotus mesoamericanus, 4375 nucleotides. RefSeq names its product pre-mRNA-splicing factor 18. Bases 110 to 1165 code for a protein of 351 amino acids. Gene Ontology annotation, biological process: generation of catalytic spliceosome for second transesterification step; RNA splicing. The transcript is spliced from 11 exons. The record is from RefSeq and is a predicted model, not a curated record. Lineage: Eukaryota; Metazoa; Chordata; Mammalia; Chiroptera; Mormoopidae. Gene Ontology annotation, cellular component: U4/U6 x U5 tri-snRNP complex; U5 snRNP; U2-type post-spliceosomal complex.